AUGCUUCCAGGUACUGUCGAACCUACCAUCACCACUGCAACUGUCAUCCUAGUGCCUGAGCAGGUUCAGCUGGACUCGGAUGAAAUCCCCAUUAUUGAGUAUCGCAACUCAGAGGCUCUCAGGAAGGACCCUCGGAAUCGCACCGUUGCUCUGCUCGAUGUACUUCGUCCGCCGGGCUCAGACAUUGCUAUCCUGGUUAUGCCAAAGCUAUUGGGAUUCUACGUCCUUCCAUUUCGGCAUGUGAGCGAGAUGUUUGAAGCUCUUGGACAGUUUUUGCAGGUAUCAUUGUCUUUACUCUAUGUGUGGCUCGAGGACGUUCAUUCACCCCCGCCGCAGGGCCUUGUAUUCAUGCACGAGCAUCGAGUUUCUCACGGAGACGCAUGCAUUCUGAACGACGGAAGAUGGGCGUCGACGUAUGACGUGGAAAACGCGCUCCUCAGUACCACCUGUGGACUAUUUCUUCAUCAAUUUUGGACUCUCCUACCGCAUCCUGACGAGGGAGUUGACCCUCGUAUGAUCGGCGGUGGGAGUCAAGACCGCACCGUGCCAGAGUUGCUCGAUGGCAUCCCUUAUGACCCCUAUAAGCUGGACGUGUACCAGUUCGGAGGAGUCAUCGGGACUAUGUGCCAGGAUUUGGACAUGCUCAGACCGCUUGUAUCUAGGAUGAAGACACGCGACUUCACGCAACGCCCGACGGCCACAGAAGCCUAUCAGAUGUUUGAGGACAUACGCUCAAGUCUCUCUCAGGAUGACUGGAACAGGCGUAUCUGGCACGUCCGGACAACCCCAGAGGAUCGUCACCGCAUCGAAUUUCUCAGCGAAAAUCCCAUGGAUUAUAAGACCAUGAAAUUAAGCGGCUACUAA
Molecule: messenger RNA, 864 nt
Organism: Cyclocybe aegerita
Lineage: Eukaryota; Fungi; Basidiomycota; Agaricomycetes; Agaricales; Hemipholiotaceae
Source: the annotation of a GenBank genome assembly